AUGAUUAAAUUGUUUCCUUCGGUGGUUGGUGUACUAGAGUACUUAGAAAAUAAUAGUGAUGAUGUUUCUCAUUGUGGACAAGCCUCAAUGCUUUUAAGGAAUAUUGUGUGUUUCGAGUUUGCUUUUGUCUUGCACUUAAUGAGAUCGAUCUUAGGGAUCACAAAUGAUUUGUUACAAGCACUUCAAAGGAAGGAUCAGGACCUUGCAAAUGCUAUGAAACUUGUUAUUUUUGCUAAAGAUCGACUGCAAGAGUUGAGAGAAGGUGGGUGGGACGAUUUGUUGCGAGAAACUUCAUCCUUUUGUGUUCAAAAUAACAUUCUCAUUCCAAAUAUGAAUGAUGAUUUUGUACUUUACUCGAGAGAUGGCAGAGUAUCGCGAAAAGGUACGCAAAUUACAAACUUGAAUCAUUAUAAGGUUGAUGUGCUUUAUACAGUGAUCGAUCUUCAACUUUCAGAAUUGAAUGACAAUACUAAUACGGAGUUACUUAGUCUGAUAUCAUGUUUUGAUCCAAGUAAUUCGUUCUCUGCAUUUGAUAGAAAGACUUUGGUGAAAUUAGCUGAAUUUUAUCCUGAAGAGUUUGAUGAUAAUGAUCUUAUAGCCCUUGAAAACCAGCUUGAGAAUUAUAUCAGGGAUGUUAAAAGUGAUCAAGACUUUUCAAAUAUGAGUGGAGCUAGCAGGCUUGCUGAGAAGUUGGUUGCCAAGAGAAAGAAUGUGACUUAUCCAUUGGUGUACUUAUUAUUGAAGUUGUCAUUAAUUUUGCCGGUUGCAACCGCAUCAGUUGAAAGAAUAUUCUCUGCAAUGAAGAUUGUUAAGUUGGAGCUACGCAAUCGAAUGGGGGAUCAAAUGUUGAAUGAUGUUUUAGUGUCGUACAUUGAAAAAGAUAUAUUGAACGGCGUUAGUAUUGAUGAGGUGAUGAAUUUUUUUCAAGAAAUGGGACCACGGCGAAAGAUAUUCUAA
This is a messenger RNA of Erythranthe guttata (spotted monkey flower), 957 nucleotides long. RefSeq lists its product as uncharacterized. Gene Ontology annotation, molecular function: protein dimerization activity. NCBI's taxonomy places the organism in Eukaryota, Viridiplantae, Streptophyta, Magnoliopsida, Lamiales, Phrymaceae. The record is from RefSeq and is a predicted model, not a curated record.